This is a messenger RNA of Xyrichtys novacula (pearly razorfish), 26564 nucleotides long. The record is from the annotation of a GenBank genome assembly. Lineage: Eukaryota; Metazoa; Chordata; Actinopteri; Labriformes; Labridae.
AUGAGCAGGUAUAAAUGCUGAACAAACAGUUCUGAUGGUUCAGAGUCGCACAAAUGUUCAAAGAUAAUCGUUUUUUGUUAUCUGUGCAGACACCACAACAACACAAGCGUCUUUACAUACCUCUCACUUUUCUGUCUGCAUCACAGCGACUCUAUCAGUGAGUCACAUCCUCAGCUUUGUCUUCGCUCGGGUCUUGAACUCUAACCGUCCUCGGUCACAUGUUACGCCCUGAAUCCUGAAAUUCAGCAUUUCAGACAUUCAAGACCUGCGGUACAGAACAGGGACACGAGGUCAUCUCACAGUUACACGUCAUUUACAGCGAUGGGGGCAUGUGGGCGAACAUUAUGUACAUAUGUGUAAUUCCUCAGAAAAAUGUUGGAUUAACAAAAGUUUAAUAAAGUUUUGAUUUAAGCAGUAAAAGCAGUAGGUUUUCUUCUACUAAUGAAGGUGUUUUCUCAAAAUUUAAGGUAACUUUUUUUCAAGAAAUUUAGUUAUCUAACCAGUUAUCACACCACCCUCCAUUUCUAAACAAAAAUAAAAACGUUAUAAAUAAAUUUGUCAUGAGUGCAUGUUUGGAAAAACAGCUAAAGUCUUAAAUUUGAACUAUCUUGUCUGGUUUCAGCUUUUUCAGGUAAGACGUUUGGUUUCUUGUAAAAUCUUAAAAGCUAAAUAGGAUCUUCCCGCAGUUCAAACACUCCGUUUCACUCUCCAAGGAGUAAGAAGGAGGUCUGCGAGAGUGUUGAGGUGUAAUGUGGUCCUCGGUGGACUGGCCCGCUCUCUUUACUUUGUAUGUUUUCCUAUAAGUCGGGACACGGAGGCCAAACCAACACGUUGAGGCCCCUCUGACGCUGCGAGCCGAGGCCACCGCAAGGUCACGACCCCGGCCAGAGUGUCUGAGAGGUCAGGGGGUCGGGUCAAUCAGAGGGGAAUGUUAUCCAAAGCAUCAGAGUUUAUUUGUUUAAUUUUCCGCCAAACCCUGCUGUCUGCCUCUGAUCAAGAUGACUGCGGAUUACAAGAGGAGUAGAAGAGAGAGAGAGACGGGGAGAAAGUGGAGGGAGAGAGGGAGCCUACUGCUUCAAAUUAGGCUGGAAAAAUAAUCCAGCGUUACCCUCAACUAAACAGAGUACUUUAAACUUAUUGUCAAAAGUCAAAUAAGCUUUACAAACCACAAAAACACUCAGCCGAAGGAGGCCGGGAUUCACACAAAGGUCACGCCGAGUGUCGUGAAUACUUUCCCGCUUUAGCUCCACUUUCUGUUUCCUUUCUGUUCGGUCUGGUAAAAUACUCACACACACGGCGAGGACCAGACAAGUGUCCGAUUCAUAAACACUGAUCUGAUCUCUCACGCUGGGAAUGAAGAAAAGCUCACAGACAGACAGACGAGUCGUUCAGGUUUUCACACAGUAUUAAACUUCCUUUCAAGUCUUUAUGGGGGUUUGAUGGUUUUGACUGCAGACUGCACCUCCAUCCCCAAAGUUAUUUCACAGGUCACACGUUAUCUUCGAUAGAAAAAACGUUUCAAGAGGUUCCUUUUUUUGUCAGUUUCGUCUAAAGAAAUUAGGGACAUUAAACGCAUGCAAACUGCUUGUCACAAUUGAUCUGCACCAAAUUUCAGAAGGAUAAUCAAAGUUUUUCAGCCCAAGUUUCAUUUCUGAUCUUGAUAUUUGUCAUUUUAUAUAAAAAAAAGCUAGAAACUUAUUUAUUUUGUGUUUGUCAAGUAUGGAAAAUUGGAUUUCAGAUUCCUCUCUUUAAUGUAAAAAUUUAAAACACAAUCAAACUUUGAAAAUUUUAUGUUAGUUGAAUUUUUGAUCCAUUAAAAGUUCUUGAUCGGGCCAAGCGCCCAAAUAGUAACAUGUAUGAUCUUAAACCCUUGAGCUGGAUUUGUUUUGUCUUGUUCUUGGGAGGGCAGAUCUUCAGCACUUUUAAAUUUAAUCCCAAUCUUUAAAAACUUUUAAAAACAUGAGUAAAAUCCACACAACUGGCAGUAUAUGUUCAACUUAACUUACUUUGGAUUUUGUUACAUUUCAGUGUGAAAAAGAAAAUCUUACAAAAGUGUGUUAAUUUCUCAAAACAAAGAUCGGUCAGUUUGUUAAAAUAAAACAUUUUAAUUUCUGAUUUUUUUCCUUAAGAUUUAUGCUAAAAUUAUUUUCCCCAAACUUUUACUCUGGGUAGAAAAUAAAAGUCGAAACACUCAUUCCAGUUUACAUGACUAAAUGACAAGCAUACAAUUUCUUAUUUAAUUUAAUUUCCUUUCACUUAGAAGUGCUUGACCUUUAAACCUUUAGUCGUGUUUUGUUUGCAAAAUAAUCUGUAAAAAUCGAGUAACUAAAGUUUAACUUAAAGAUAAACAUCAAUAAAGUAGGAGUAUAAAAAUACUCAAAGUAUAAACACCCAAAAUUCAAUUUUAAUCAUGGUUCUCCAUCAGUAAGAUCAUGGUUCUCAUUUAUCUUAAACAGCUUAAAAUAGACCAUCCUUUAUCAUUUUAUUAUAUUUUUCUAUUAUUUAAGAAACAUACUAUGAUACAUAUAUUUACUACACCUUUCUGUAAUUCUCUUGCUGUAGGUUCCCACUAAAGUUAGACCAAGUUCAUGUUGUUAUAUGUGUUGAAUAUUGAUGAUUAUUCCUUUUGUAUCUCCUGUUUUUAGCUCUCAAAAGGUUAAACGGAAGUAAAGGCAAAAUUUUUUCACAUUUCAUCCUGCAUCGAGACAAAGAGAAAGCUGACACGACAGUAAGAGAACAACAAACUUCUCUCUGCUGGAGAACAAAUAUCACAAUAAACUAUCUCAUAAACUUUUUUAUUCCUCCUCCUCAGCACAAAGACUCCAACUCCCGGUGGCCUGAACCCUCAUAUGGUUCAACAAUAAACCUCAGAGUGACUUUUCACCUCCUCGAUGGUGGAGGCAACGCAACAAUACGCCUAAUUUGCUGUGUGAGUACCUGUGUACCUGCGGAGGUGUGUGUGUGUGUGCCUGUUUUUUUUAUGUGUGUGAGGAGAUACAGCGAGAGCCCAAACAGUGCGGCGCCAGCAGUCUGCCCUUCCCUUGAGAACGUAACGGCUGAGUGCCAUCGGAAAGAGAGACCAACAACGACGGGAGGGAGGGUGAGGAGAGGUGGGGGCGGGAGUUUUUUUUUUUUAGGUGGACCAUGGAAGGAAGCAGGUGAAGCUUUUCAGGUGAUGCCACUUUGUCUGCGCCAACAUGGCUAUGACACAGCUAAGCAGCGUUAAUUUUUACUCUGACUAAUACUUUUUUGACUAAUCGGCGAGCACCAAAAUACAUGUUCACGCUCGCUCUUCCAAGUUCCCCAGAAUCAAACUCUUCCGGUCAUUUUCUCCUCCUUAAGAGCAAACAGGAAUCUGUUUUUUCACAAGAGGACGUCCAGCACUUCUAAAUAAAUUCACUCCAUCUCCAUAUUCCUUCUCCCUGAAAACCCCUCAGCACCAUAUGAUAAUCCUGCCAACGCAGAAACUCUCAUUUUAAUCUGUCGAAGAGGGAAAUGGAUGUAUGAGAGAAUAUGAAAACAGGGUGAACUCCAAAGCCCCCUGUGCUUACUCCAUCAGAAAUGCAUUUCUGCUGCGCUCGGCACAAUCCUAAUGCCAAAACAUUUUACCCAGAGUCCUGCUGGCCUCCUCCUGCCCAGGUUCCACUUCACUUCAUUCACUUUUAAAUCUUUUUUUACCAUCUUAAACAAAAAAGGACUAAAAAUGGAGUUCAGGAAGGAGGGUGGAAGGAGCCAAAAAUUACUGAAACUCAAUCUGGUUAGGGAGCGCUCUUUGUUUUCCUUGACUCGGGACUGAUACUUCUUAUUCACUAACUAGUUGAGCAAAUAGAAAAAUCUAGCAGGGAAAAUAUUUUCGCCUGUUUCUAUACAUUUUACAUGAGAGGCCACGAAAAGAGGGAUGAGCUUUCCACACAGGGGGGAGAUCAAAGUUCAAACUCGCUUUCUUCUUCGGUAUCAAAACUAUCCAGUUGUUUAAAGGGGCAAUUUGAGACGUAACAUUUACUAUUUAUUUUAAACUGUGAGCAGGGGUGGACUGGGACUAUAAUUCAGGCCAGGAGUUUGACUCCAUCCAGGCCAGGCCAGUACACAUUGAUGCGCAAAUGCCGGCACCGGUGAAAAGUUUUGGAUAUCUGAAGCCAGAUUUAGUGAAUAUAAAGCUAAUGUGAAGAAUUCAACAUUGUCUACAUGACUGAAAAUUUAAUAUGAAAUAUAAACAAAAAUAUGCCUCUGUGCAAAAGCUUCACAGCAAACUUUAUUUAACAAAAAAACAAAAUUUCAAUCACAAUGUGACACAACUCUUUACCUCAACAAAAAUGUAAACAAUCUCUGAGAUGCACCCACCCCCUUUAAGGUCCUUUCACACCGGGACCGUUUUUUCGUGCGAUUAUUUCGGUCGUCAAUAUUUUUUGGAACCGGCAUCCUGUCAAUACAAGCGUUCAACUGCAAUAUUGCUGCUUUUUUCAGAUAGCGUGUUGUUGCGACGUCAGAUUUACCGGUAUAUCCAACAUGGCCGACCGGCUGAUUGUUUACGUGUCGGAGAACAGAGUGCUUUUUGGUAAAAAACACAAAUAUUACAAAGAUAACAACCUAAAGGACAACAUAGCAUCGGAUCUCUCAUAUGACGAUGGUUUGUGUGCUUUAACAGUUUGUUAAACGUCUUUGUUUUAACUUUCAUCUGAGCUAACGUAAGCUAACGGUUGUCAUGAUAGUAUUAUGCGCUUAUCUUAUCGCCUCUGAUUGGCUAUAAGUGCUGACUGUUUGUCUUGAGCGUGUGAUGACGUUUCCAGCUUUUCUAGCCAAUCAGAGGCGAAGGAGGCGGGACUUUCCCCAGGAAAACCAGGAAUUGGCCCGGUGAUCCCGAUGGUCCAGUCCACCACUGACUGUGAGGCAAAGAGGAGGGAAAAACGGCAAGAAGGAUUCAUGUCGGCUCUGUCCACAAGAGGUUGAAGCUUCAUUCACAACUCUUAAAGUAUCAAGAUACUAUUUAACCUUUUUCAUCAUGAAGAAUCAAAAUCAGAGUUCAUUUCCAAUGUAGAGGAAGAAUAGAGGUGUUGGAAAAUCCCCAAAAUACCUUUAACUUUCAGGAAUACUCUUUGUUUUUGUUGACUCAUGUCUGAUUCUUCCAGCUCACUAGCAACAAGACAAAAACAAAAUCCUCGGAGGGAAAAUAUUUUCACCAAUUUGUUUUGAUUUUACAGAAAAAUUAGACCUCUCCAUCUGUCUCCACAGGGGGGACUCAAGUUUCGACUUGCUGUCUCUCUUUUUUGUAUCGAAACUAUCAAACUAUUUUAAAAAGGAGGUUGGACAAAUCAGCGGGGAGUCUGUCAGCAUCCUCCCCGUUUCUCAAAGCUCAAAGCUACGCCUGUCAAGUCCAUUCCCUCCAGUAUGAAGACAGAAUCCAAGUCGAACCUUGCUGAUUCAAGCACACAACCCCUAAUAAAAACAAAAGCAGCGCUGUUCAGUCGGCUCUAAUUCCCUUGACAGUCUUCCAGCCAGUCCCACUUAAGGUUAUUAUGGGCUAUAAAUACGCUGGUUACUGGGGCUAGAAUGUCAACGCUGUUUGCCCUCGUUAAGACACAUAAUUACCUCAUUUACAUCUCGUUUCCUCCCCAAAAUCGGAUGCCAUUAUGCGCCCCCGCACUCGGCUUGCCCCCCUCGUCAAACAACAAACCAUUAGAGUCAUCAUCCAAUCAGCUUCUGAGCUGAGCAUAAGGAAGGGAAAAACUCCCAUGGUUCAGACUGGGACGGAGGGCUGUGGCAGCGAGAAUGACCGAGAAAAGGCUUAUGGGGGAUGCGAUGCUCAGACAGGAAAAGCAAGCAAAGGAUAUUUCCUGUAUUGAGGGUCUCAGUGGAAGCCUUCAGUGACUGUACACAAAGUUCAGACAGGAGAGGAUUUACUUUUUCGGAGAAAGGCUGUCUGACAAAUUUAGGGUGAGUCAUAAAACACAAUAUGAAAGAGAGAAAUCCAUGACACCCCCAAGUAAUGACCCCAUAACAAUCAAGCUUUUAUGUUUAAUGUCGUCAAUGUUUAGCUUCAGUGGAGUGUCCCGCUCUAUCUAAAACCAAUGUUGGGUGGGACGCAGUUUGUUAUGUGUUCAUCAUCUCAGAGCAAAAACAAUAAAAGCAGCUGUAAAAGUCAGCGGCGACUGCAUCGUAAACUUAGCAAUAGAUAAAAAGUUGAAUAGGGCGACCUUACAUCCUCUUUUACCCACAAAUGUCCUGUUUUUGGGGGAGCUGUCCAGGUUUGUCUGGGGAAAUUUAUAAAAUCCUUCCAAUGUCCGCGGUUUUGUACGGAAGUUUCGAGUUUGUGUCACAUGGACUUACUGAGGUAGAAAUGCUGAAAAGACACUCGAUCCGACCUGAAAAACUCUCAAUUAACUUUGUGCGUCAGAAUAUGGUCACCCUAGAGUUGAAGAGCUGUUGUCCUUCGCUAAUAAGUCUUCUGGUCUCUUUGGACGUUAAUUUCACUACAGCUACUGUGGUAUCUGUUUGCCAAGCUACAUCUACCUGAUCCAAAAUUACACAGAAGAGAAGGGAUUUUCUUUGUGCCAUUUAGGAAUUGUGUUUUCACAACUAACCAGAUAAUCCACCCUCCUUGUUUACUUUCCUUCUUUUUAAAUUCCUAGGAACAUCCACCGGGCUGUUACUAACUGGGGAUGUAAUCACCCAAAGAAAUUCUUGGUCGACUAAAAACCUAAAAUUACCGACCAAAAAUUGACUAAUGGAGUUGGGGGGUGGGGGGGGGUUUCAGACUCUGACGGCAACCCUUCUGUGGCAGGGGACAAUGUCAGCGGAGCGCGGCUCGGCGGGGUGAAAAUAUACUGAUGUUAGCACAAGAUGGCAAUUAAACACAAAAGGCUAAAAUAUAAAUGUUCAGCAAACCACCGAACAUUGAUUAACGUGGACGCUCUUCAAUCUUCCUGUCUACACCUGAUCUCAAGUGGGUUGGGUGAAUCCAAAAUGGUGAAAACAAGGGGGGUUGUUCUGAGACAGGCUGUUACCUGUGGAACGGGGAGUUCUGAAAACACCCCCAUUAGUACUUGGUACGUUCCUCCUGAUGAAAUUAACCAUUGACGAGGAAAAAAAUUGACCAAUCAGAAUUUUAGUCGACUCAGCACGUAUCGACCAAUAAGUCGACGAGGACUUUAUUGCUAACAUAGGGGAUCACAGGGGAUCUUCAUGCUGAUAGGCUAUCACAGUGCAAGUGAUGCGCUAGAGGUCAGAUUUUUCCACUCUCUGCAACAAGCAAAUGAAGCGAGUAUAGAGUAUGAGUGUGUCAUAAAUUUGCAUCAUUGGGGCUUGUAACUCACAUAAUUCACAUAGCACAUUUUUCAUCUAUGUUCUACUUAUUUUUGGCUUUUGUACGCUUGACCUGGCGCCCCUUCAGAUUUUCACUUUUAACGGUUUCUUUAUCAUCAAAUAGGUAGAUUUACACGAGUGAUAAUUUGGUGCUAAAGCAAUGAACAUGAAAUAAAGAUAAAAAUAAAGCAGAAUGAAAAUAGAGAAUUGCAUGUAUAAACAAGUAUGUGUGAGAAAAGACAGAUACAGAUAAAUAACAGUACCAAGAGAGAAGAUAUGCCAUUAAAGUCGUAAAAAGAAAAAACAACCAGGACAAAAAAUACAAAAGGUUGCCAUGAAAGGUUGUCAUUAGUGAAACAAAAACUGUUGAAUAGUUUCGAGGUAGAGGCGAAAAUUACAGAUUUUCAUAUACGUCAUGACCCGACAGUAACCUCCCGGCUGGUGUCCAGGCUUGGAGACACACAAACACAAAAACCUCCAUAUGUAAGCACGCCACAGACAAAACAACACCAUGUGGAGCGUGCAGGGGGAGAUAUGUGUGUGUCAUAGGACAAAAUAAUCUGUACGAAAGAUCUGAGAGGCUUCAUUCCUCGCAUCGUUGACAGGUUCCAGCCUCUCUGUCCACAUCAGCCCCGAAAUCAACAACGAAAAAAAACCAAACAAAAACAACAAACAGCGUCAGAUAAUGGCGGCUUCCUCCUUCCUCCUCAUCCCUCUCUCAGCGCUUCCCUCCAUUUUUUUUGUUGCCUCCUUUCUCUUCAUUACUCCUUCAUGCUCCCUCCUACAAACUAUCUAUACCGGCUUACCGUUAUAUGGUGGGAGUCUGGUAUAUUGUAAGUGUGUGUGUGUAUGUGUGUGUGUUAUAACAGUAUUACAGCAGUUGUGUAUGAAAACAGCAGAUAAGAGCGCAGGAUGAUGAAAUGUGAAGCAACAACACAUGACCCAGCUUAAAGAUCUCUGAUAAAAACAAACACGCCAUAUACUGUAUAUCUGCACACACACACACACAGAGCCGCACAAACACACGCAUGUACACACACCAGGCACACACACACAUUUCGACAGAUAAAUACACUCAAGCCAUGAACCAAACAUUGCACACAUUCAUUGAGGACAGUAACACAAAUGUACGCGGUAUUCGUGGUUCCUCGUUGGUGUAAACGGUGAGUUCGUGUGUUCAUAAUAACACACGGAGGCCAGUUCGGCAUUGUAAAUGAAAAGGACUUGAUAAGAUCACCGAGACAGGCCGAGUGACUCGUGUUUAUGUGGUGGGUGGAGGUGAUCCCGAGGGUCGCUGGAAGAUGGUUAAUGCAGAGGAUCAUGGGAAAAAAGCAUGGAGGUAUACACCGAUUUUCCGUGCAGCCAAAUCCUCUCGGUUACAGCAUGAGGAGAGAAAAAGACAAAGUGUUCUGCUUGUGUUUACAGAGGGAAGCUGAUUUUGUGUUUUUUUUUUUUAUGCAAAAUAAGAGGCUGAGCUUUUCUGAAAUCGUUGAAGUUUUAAUUUUACGUUGAAUUUAAAGGAUUGAAAUGAUUUAAACUGACAUUUGGAUAGUACAUGUUCAACUUCUUUUGUCUGUUUUAGGGAGCACCUGCUCCAGAGAGACUCCUGUUAAUAUUUCAUACGUGAUAACUUUUUAAGCAGUUUGAGAUUUUAAACAUUUUAAAGAUGGAAAUUUAUAGAAAGACAAAAGAUACAUUUAUGGCGGACAUGGCCCAGUUUUAGGUAUUUUCUACACAGACAUAUAAAAUGUACAACUAUUGAAUCUUUAAUCUGAAUUUGUGGGUUAAUUCCAGAGUCAAUCUCUACGAUGGAGAAUUAGGGCCACAUUAAGAAAAAAAAUAAGACUUUGAGAUUAAAGUCAUUAAUUUACGAGAAUAAAGUUGUAAUUAAAUCAUAACUUACGGGAAUAAAGUCAUAGUAAGGUAAUCACUUACGAGUAUAAAGUCAGAAUAAAGUCUGUAUAUUCUCAACAGUUGUUUAAGAUGACAGUUGUUGAAAUGAAAGCCAUUUCAUGAAAAUGUACUUCAAUAUAGGUUUCUCAAACAGGGUGAUACUUAAUGUUUUGGCACAACAGCACCACAGUAUCAUAAGUAUCAUAAUGGUUUUAUUAUGACUUUAUUCUCAUUGGUAAUGAUUUUACUACGACUUUAUUCUCUUAAAAAAUGGUUUUAUUACGACUUUAUUCUCCUAAGUAAUUACUGUAUAUUACGACUUUAUUCUCAUUGGUAGGUAAUGAUUUUAUUAUGAAUUUAUUAUCGUAAGUAAUGAUUUAAUUACGACUUUAUUCUCAUAGGUAAAGAUUUUACAACGACUUUAUUCUCUUAAGAAAUUAUUUUAUUACGACUUUAUUCUCAUAAGUAAUCAUUUUAGUAUGACUUUAUUCUUGUAUUUACUUUAUUAUGACUUUUAUCCUGUUAGUAAUGACUUUAUUCUCGUAAGUUAAUGACUUUAAUCUCUAAGUCCUAAUUUUUCUUUUUCUUCAUGUGGCCCUAAUACCCGGUUAUAAAUCUCUGUGUUCAUAACUAAUUAGGAUAUUUAAGCGAACAAACCUUGUCAAGAUUAUUGAACUUUUUUGACAUGGUUUGAUUCUUGUGAUUUGUUUAUAUCCCUUCUUAUUCAGCCUGUUCACUGUGCAAAAGCUGACCUCAAACUCAACCAGUUUGACUGCUUAUCGGUACAUUUAUCAAAACUGUUUCCUCUCAGCUUCCCUUAUGUCUCCAAGUCUGUACUGGAGAGACAAAAAAAAAAACACACACACUUAAAAUCAGACCAAUCAGUGGCCAGUUCUCUAUCUGAUGUUGGAGUUGAUCAUGGUGGUACCUAGAGAGUCUCCAAUGUAUUCGCACAAACACACAUCCACACACUCUCCGCAUUUUGGUCUGAUAACACCGAUUUGGGGGGAAAGGGGGAAGUUGAGGGACAGAUAUGUUUUUUUUUUUUUUUUUUUUCCGGAUGGACAGGUAUGGUUUUGGCCACGCUCCGCUACUCAGGGACACCUCUGUGAUUGGCAAGGAGGCCAGGUCGCCUCCUCCACUGACAGAUUAUUCAUAUCACCUAGUUAGGUUUCAUGAAGCAAUUAUAUGUCUUCACACUCCGCCAACUUUGGGAAUGGCAGACUAUAGAAACACACACUAUACGGUCUCUGAUGGUGGGAAAUGCCUGUCAGGGAGGAAGAGGAAGGCGGUUUGCUGAAGUUACAGCUCACAUCAGGCCAUUAAAGUAACAGUAUACGGUAUUUCCAUCAUGGUAACUUUGAAAAAUAAGAUUAUAUAUAUGUAUAUAAAAUGUAUAAAGUGAGUGUACAUCCUUGAAUUCUGUGGAAAUGAUGGAGAAGCUCCAGGACAAAGUUGGUACAGAUGACUAAUGCUUUCCCGGCUACCGAUAAACCCUCUCUACACAACUUCUAUGGAAGAAGACUCACCGUCAUUUGUUUCUUUAACAUGUUAUUCCAAAUGAAUUGGGCAUGAAAGUACUUGACACAAAGAUGACACUGUAAACCAGCCACACCAAACACUUUCCCCAGUCAUUGUUGUUGAAGGAGUGACUCAAGGAGGAAUUUUCAGCUUGUAUAAACUUUAAAUAUUUACUGUUCUAUUUGAUAUUCUUGUUUCAAUUGUAAGUAAAAGUCUGCGUGUAAAGUUUUGAACCCCUCAAAAAGGAGUUCAUUGAAUUAUCUAUUUUUGGCUUUUAGAAAAGGGUCCAAGGCAAAUAUUCCCCAAUGUCAAGUUUGUGAAAGCUACGACUUUUGUUGUUUAUUUACUGUCAAGUUCUGACCUGCAAACGAAAAAGUACAGUGUCUGUCAAAUCUAACCACAAGCAUCACCAGCCAUUUCACUGGAAGAUGCUCCGAGGCUUAAUAACUGAUGGGUUUCCUAUAAUCAAGGACACCAAAUUUCUCUUUAUUUUACUUUCCUCAUAUCCACAAUGACUUGAUCCACCUUCUUUCAAAACUACUAACCUCCCAAAGCCAAAUGCAAAGACUUCCGUUUUGGCUCAGUUUAUGAUGUCACAGUUCCUCCCCAUGUUCAUUUCCUGCCAAUCUGAGGGGAAAAUGUACCUUUUGGGUCACCAAUAAAUCUGAAAUAAACGCUCUCAGUGUUGCCAACCUAGUGACUUUGUUGCUAGAUUUAGUGACUUAUCAGACCCCCUUAGUGACCCUCAACUGACUCUCGAAAUCCGACAGGUUAGUCACUUGGUCCCUUAAAGCUCUUCCUUGCACUCUACAAGGUUUAUGAACUCAAAAGUAUAACCUUGAUUUCUUUGCAUGAACGAUUAUGACCCGACAAGGGAGAAUAAAAUAGAGAAAGUACUGCCACUGAGCUGCUCAGAUCCAGAAUGCUUUGUGGACACUUACUAAGGUUGGAAUCCAUUAUGUCGAUGCAUUCUGGGAAAAACUAUUUCCUUAUUGUCAUGGGGACAGAAAAGUGUUCACAAACACCUCUGACAAUACUUUAGAAAAUUUACUCCUGGAUUCUGAGUGUUUCAUUGGAUUUGCAAAACAAACAAAAAAAAGUGAAUAAAAGUUGAAAGACGUAUUGAAAGACAGUCUAUUUUGACAGUAAGUCACACACUGUGAAUUACAGGCACGUUUGGAUUGAGUUCACUGAGCAGGAGCUAGCUCUCCUGGUCAAAUCUGUGUUCAUUACAGAACAACCAGGAAAGACAGCAAAGAGCACAAUAACUUCCUCAAGUAUCAAUAUGUUCAAUAAGAAAAGUAGGAGAAAAGUACCAGCUUCAACCUAAAAGUGUCUCAUAUUCACACUUUCUGAGGACAAAAGUUCUUACAAAUUCACUCACGUGAAAAGCAGACUCACUUAUUAAUCGACUGAUUCUUAAAUCUGCACUCACGCUCUAAAGUGCCUGAUGCUUCAGGUCUGCGGACCUGAGCGGUGUUAUAUCAAAGCAUUAUCUGCAACUCUAUCUGUUGUGAACUAAAACCAUUUAAGUAUGGUUGGUUUCCACAGCUGUUGCCUAAAAUAAACAAACUACCAAUCCCUUUUGGGCAGUUGGAGGUCAAACAGACUUAACCUGCUUUUAUUCACCAGCCUGAGGACAGAGUGAUUCCACAGAAUCAACCUUUGAUUACUCAACAACUUCAGCAGAAAGUCACCGAAGCCUGACUGCUCUGACAGAGUUGUUGUACGCUGCUGAAAGACAUGGCAGCUUUGGCGGAGGCUGGCACGUCCGCACGCUAAAAAAACAGGUGAGAUUAAACCGAACAAACACGUAUAAAGUCGAGUUUUAGCAAAUGCUGGGAAGCUCCGCCGCGUGCAGGUGACAUCAUGGGAAAACCGACAGGUAGCAGGUUUUAUUUUUGGAAUACACCCUGACAUAUAGACAGAGUUAGGAGGGCUAUUUCAGCUCUUAGUCUCAUCCUCACACUCACACACAAAUCGAAACACACACUGCAGCGUGCACAGCCCCGGUUCUCACACCAUCAGCUGUGACCUGGUUAGCUUUAAGCCGCUGUUUGAGCCUGGCCCUUAGUUGAGGUUGGCUGCUCAGACAGGGCAAUAGUUUGUGCUGCACUCACACACAGAAAUACACACACACACAUACACACACACUGGACACUGAGGCUAAUUGAAUGGCCAGGGCAGGAGGUCCAGGUCUUUAUGCCCACAGAGAGAAGCCAUGAAUAUUUUCUGUUUCAUUUGGACUUCACACACUGAGACGGUGGGAAAAAGGUGGAUGACUGUGGGAACCAACAGCAGCAGGGUUUGAAUAUUUACCCUCCUAAAAGCUCUGCAGUGUCAAAGUACCUCUGUUUCAGAAAAUAAAUCACAGUCAGUCAUUUUGUUUGAUUAUCGAGUGCCUGUAGUCUCGUCUGACUCAGUUAUCAAUGAUAUUUUUGGAUCUGUUUAAUGUGAAAAGAAUCAAGAUAAAGGCAUUGUUGUCUAUUUGCAUUGUGCAUCAUCAACACAAGUCACAAAUGUCAAUGGAGGCAAGUCAACCACAAAUCCAUACAUUUCUACGGGAAUCUCUGUGAUUUCUGAUGUGCCAGGAAACUGUCUGACGGUGUGCUUCUUGAACUUCCUGGCUGUAUCUUCAAUUCUGCUGGGUUAGCUCCACAGGCCACUGUAUCGCACACAAUGUUCUUUCAUGGUGUUGAAGUGAUGCACUGAUUACCCAUUAUCACCACCUACUGGUCUGGCAUGCUCAUGACAUAUUCAAUCAUUUCUGCGUUGUUGUGAGGACAGAAACAUUUAUAAACGCCCCUGGUGUGGACUGAAUGUCUUUUUUUGAAAAAUCAUCUCUUAAAAAUACCGGUGUCCAUGUGCAUGUGAUUUUAUGGGGAACACAGUCUUAAAGAGAUAUUGCGGCAUAAAAUUAAGUUAGGGUCAAACCAGCGUAACACCAAGUUAGACGCCUUGUUGAGAGAUGAAUGUUGCCGACUGCUUGCUUCUCUAGGUAUACCAACUUUAGCAACAACCGCAGAUAGCAAUACAGAGAGCCACGUGCUCAACCAAAACGCCACUCUAUAGCCACAAAUACUGUUCAGAACAGCCCCUAACUUCAUCAACAGUACAUAUAGGCGACUCCAUCGACAGCAAGGUGACGCAGCUCAAGGAAGAACAUUUAUGAUUAUUACUUCAUGGAAAUGCAAUCAGACAGAGACGCAGUGUUACAGUGUGUUUGAGCCUAACUUAAUUGUACGCCGGAAUAUCCCUUUAAAUGUGGUCCUUUGGGGUCAACAGACAUCAUUUUAGAGCUUCUGUCAGAAACAUUUGGUUUAGGUCACAAUUAGCACCCCUUAUUGGCAAAGCCAUCUUAACUUAUUUUGUACACUACAUGUUUAAGUAUAAAGAUUAUUAUGUUUGUGACUUUUGGUGUGUCUUCACCUGCUCGGCCGACACCUACCCCCCACCUCCAGUUUCAGACAUCAAAAAUUAGGAUAUACAAAUCGUCAAGUUUUAUUUUUAUAAAGUCUUUUAUGCUUUGGUAAAUCAUAAUAAGGCAUCCAUUUAAAUUUGAGUCCGUUUUAAAAACUCUAAACAAAACUCCUUACAGGAGCUUUAAUUUAAAGUUUGGAUGUAAAAUUUGAAAAAGCACAAUAUUUCAUUAAAAGGCCAUUCUAGCAAAGUGGUCAUUUGCGUCAAUACUGUAACUCACUAAAAUUUGUUUGUAUUUUACUAGUAGACUGGUCAUCCCAGUAUGAGGCAUGCAGCCAACGUUUGGGGUGACAAAUCUAAUCUAUUUUAUCACUUGUAAAAAAAUAAUAAAAGUGAACUGCAGGUAUGAUUUUUUUGUUGUUGUCUUUUUUGGUUUAAUUUGAGUAUUUUGAUGCUUUAAAUUCUGAACUUCAUUAUUUAGACUGUUUCAGUUUGUACAGAGUAAAAACAAACUUCUUCCUCAAUGUUACGUGACAUACAAGCGAACACUGAGCUUGUUAUUACUUAACUACACAAAUGAAAGUUUACAGAACAGAAAAUAUUUGGCUUCCAGGAAUUCAGAGGGGACGGUAGCAUGUUUUGUCAAUCUUGAAUAAAUAAAUCUUUCAAAAUUCUGAAUUUUUUUCACCCCUUCCAAAAAUGGUAAUCCUUUAAACAAGGUUUUCAUUCUUAUACCUCUGAAAACACUUUUUCAAUUCUGGUUUUCACCAAGCUGUGACAGUAUGCAAGUGAAAGGGAAAAAUGUCCGAUUUAAUGGGUUUUCAUUUCAGGCCUUGAGGCGAUCCAUAGCUUCAGUGAAGAAACGCGGCGGGUAUGUGCUGGUUCAACCCGAGUAUCAGUUCAUGUACAGUACACAAUUUAGCUUUUAAUCAUUUUCAUGCGUGUGUAUGUUUUCUGUGUAUAAACAUGUCAAUGCAUGUGGAGUCAUCCUUCAUCUACAAAAGAGAAGGAGAGAAAAGCAGGUAAAAGGACAGGAAUGAGAGAGGAAAUGGAGUCUAGGAGCAAGAAAAUGAAACCUCGGAGCAGGAGUUGAUGGAGAGGUGAGAGCACAGGAGCAGAGAGAUGGAGGAGAGGAAACAUUUAAACUGUGUGAUGACAGAGAAAUCAGAAGGAAAGGAAAGAGUGUGAUGUACUUUAUGGAGCGCUGGUUUGCCUUAGGAUGAAUAUCACCAUUUUCUUUUUUUGUUUUGUUUUAAAUUUCAUAAUAUAUCACCUGUACAUACAGAAGUGGACAUAGCCAUAAUGGUAUAAAGACCCAGUUUAAGGACUCUGACAGCAUGCUACAAUUUUCAGAGCUUUUUUACAUGAAAGGUUGUUGCUAGAAAGCAUGAAAAAAGUUAGCCAACAUCACGUUUGUUAUCAGAUUCACGCUUUGGCGACUGGAGGCAUCUGUACCUUGUGAUGAAUGGCGAAAAGGGGUGGGAACUAAAAACCAGCUCCAGAUCAGAACCAGUUCCUUCUAGUUUGAGCAGUUGACAUGGAUGCAGAACAGUUCUCUUAUUAAUGCCUUCCACUUGGUUCCUCAUACCUUUAACAACAAUGGUGUCAGUGGGGUCGACAACCAAGGAAGUAAUCAUAGGAUACAGAAGACAAGAGUGUUUUUUUGCUUUUACAAAAUCAGCCCUACAAAUAAAAACAAUGACUGUCAGCGAGGGCAGAGUCACGGAGUCGUAUGUAGUAAUUUUGUGAGUUUUUCAGGUCUGAUCAAGUGUCUUACGCGCUUCUAACUCAGUAAGUCCACGCGACACAAACUCGAAACUUCCAAACAAAACCCUGGACAUUUGAAGGAUUUUAUACACUCCCCCUGGACAAAACUUGACAAGGCCGGAUGAGGCCAGACAGCGCCCAAAGAAAGAGUAUAUGUCUGGGUAAAAGAGGACUUACAGUCACCCUAGCUAAUGUAAGGCUGCUAUCUUUGUUAUGGUCUGUCCAGGGUUGAAUAUACCAUCAGCUAAACUUGAAUAACCCAGUCAGAGGCCAGAAGAUUAAAACCAAUUUGGAUUAAAACCAAAAAAAUUUUUUUCAUACAAUGCUGUCGCCUUGAUUAACUCUGCUUUACUGUAGGUUAUUUUAAUAUAGGGUCCUAUGGGUACUGGACAAUUUGUGGAGCCAGCCUCUAGUGGUCAAUCAAGGAACUGCAGUUAUGGGAUUUUCUGCUUUGGAUUUAUUUUCAUGUCUAAGAAAGUAUUUCUUGGUUUCACCCUGUAGCUCCAGUUUAAAAAAAAAAAAAGUCUGAACGCAUGACUGCAAAUCAAACAUAAACUAAACUCACACACACUCACACUGUCCUCCCACGCAACUCUACCUCGCAUUUUGUAACAAACAUGUGCUAGCUUAUUUCCUGAUGAUGAGGCAUGGCUCAUUUUAAACCUGAAACCGGGCAACAAAUGAACCUUAACUUGAUGCAACACAAGUAUCUAGGAAUGCAUAAAACUCAUGAACACACACACACACACACACACACACACACACACACACACACACACACACUGAUAUAAGCACUGUGCAGAUGCAUUAUACCUUCAAGUAUUUCAGAAUACAUUGUACUUUGGUUCUCAAGGAAAAGUCACAAGUUUAACGGCACAAACACGCACACUAGUGACACACAGAGGCUUAUAUAAACACACACACACACACACACACAAAUGAGAGGGAAGUUAGCAUCAUUAGCGCUGGACCCAGUUUGCUAUUAAACAUGGUGUUUUUCCACUGUCUCUGUCGCCACUCUAUACAGCAGGAUACAAAAUGAUAUGAACCAUCAUGAUACAACACAAAAUGAUUUUAAAGAACACCAUAUGACACAGUAAGUAUAUUGCGUAUUACAUUUAUGAUAUAAUUAAAUAUAUUUCAAUGGUGUGAAGAGGGUUCAAAUAAUAACAAAUAGCCUCUAGCAGGUUUAAUGAUCAACAGUACACACCUCAAAAAACUCACAUUUCUGGGUCGUAACUUCAAACAUAUCAAGAAUUGGAGUUGUUAUAAAGGUAUUAAAGAAGUCAGACAAGAAUUAAGAGGAUAUGCAUGCACUAAGAUGACAUUUAGGAGGAUACACCAAGAGACAUGGCGAAAGACAAAAGGGUGAGACCCGGGUCAGGAGGGUGAGACAGUAGCAGGGAGGGUAAAAUUGUUAGUUUGGCCCCACCGGCUAAAUUUCUGUCCCCUUGGGUCUAUUUUACAUACUUCUGUCUCAGACCAAAUAAACAAACAUGGAGUCCAAUUAGCUCCGUGCAUGUUCACCCAUGUAUAUUUGUGUGAGCGCACGUGAAUCGGGAGCGUGGGAGCCAAAAAAAAAAGGUAGUUUCUGGACAUACUGCACACACAUAAGGCCGAUGCAUGUUCGAGGAGACACACACUCAACAUAAUUUCUCUUAACAGUCUAAUAUGGUUCAUUUUCAGCUAUCAAAACACACAUGAAAAGAGAGUUAACGCUGUCAACAAGCGAGCACGGGAUGUGGAACCGUCGUUUUCAUUCUCGAUAUGUCAAGGUUAGGGUGUAUUCCAGCAGAGAGCGAGGGAGAGGAAGAGAGAGAGGUACAAAAAGACAGAGAGAGAGAGAGAGAGAGAGAGAGAGAGAGGUUAGAGGGGGAAGGAGUGUCGUUCUCCAUCCUCUGCUCUCCAGAGAAUCCCAUCAUGAAACACCAAAGCACAAAGAGCUCAGAGCCUCCAUCUGAAACCGAGGGACCUUUUUCAUCCAGAAGCAAGGGGGGCAUCACUGGGGCAACAGCGCCACCCAGCACGCCACAUCCAGUACUACACCUCCCUCUCAAUCCUCUCUAUAUAUAUUUAGAAAAAAAAGAGAAACAAAAGGGACAUUUUUGCUAUUAAUUCAAUGAUCAAAAUAGGCGACGGUGAAGUCAAAUCCGUGCACGUUUUUUUAGACUAAACCAGCCCCCCCAAACACAUGAGAGAGGUAAUCAAAGCCGCUGUCGUCUUUCUGUGUGGGAAUCUAACCCUUAAUGGGCUCCACCAACCUCACAGCCAAGCACACACACACGCAAAAUCAAACUAAUUACAAUUUGUCCUUUCUCUUUUGUCCUUUUCACAGUGCUCCCUUUUAAUUCCAACCCAGAACACAGUAAAAAAAAAAAAAAAAAAGAAAGGGAGGGUGGGUGUGUGUGUGGAGAAAAGCAGCGGCGAAAGAAGAGGGGGGGUGUAUUGAGGGAUUUUCCAAAGUGGCACAGUAAAAUAACACACUGGAGUGUAUAUCGGCUUCCACUCUCCCUCAUUUAAAUAAGCGCCAACACUGAUUUUCUAACAAAAAUAUGGUACUAGUAUAAUAACAAUGAAUUAAGACCCUGUGAAAACUCGCAGCCUGCAGCAAGUAUUUAAAAUAUCAUUUAAAAAGGGCUGAUCUGUAAUUCAGAGCGGAUAUGGUAUCAGACGGCGUGCUUGUCAUUCCCGGCUAUAAUCUCCACUACGCUGAGAAACACACUGUCUGCUGGCAGAGCUGGAGAGAGCGAGGAAGAAUAGGGAGGAAGAGGAGGGGGGCAGCAGGAUUUCACUACUUAUUUUUCCUUCUCCUCUAGGUGCCGUGAGUUUGUCGGGUAUCGGCGAAGAAAUCUCAGGGACUGUUUUAAGAAAAAUGGCAAAAACUCAAGACAGAGGGGAAAAAAAUGAAUUAUUAGAUGAGGAAAGGGCUCAUAAAUCAACCGAUGCAAAAGGAUUAUUUCUCUGAUGAUUGAUUCUUCUGUCGUUGAGUUCAUCUAAAAAAAAUGCUGAAAAGUUUGAUUCUUUGUGGAGUAAAAACAAAGAAGAAACCUCAGGUGUUUCUUGGAGUUUGAGGCGUUAAAAUGACAUCUAUGUUGUCUGACUUGACGAAUCGCUGUCGAGGGGGUCCUUUUUGUAAAGAUCUGGAGCUCCUGACCAGAAAGCGUGGUUUUCCCCUGAUCAGAUUUCCUUUGAGUGCACUCUCAGGAGGUUGUGUAAGAAGUUAGGACUAAAAGUAAAGUUACGAAUCAGGGGAUAACAUUUAAGAGAGGAGUAAGAGAGAAUAAUUAACAACUGAUGACAAGAAAAGUUACUCUUUGCCACAAAAAAGGACAAAACAGGAACCUUGAGUUUCAUUGUGCAGUUGUUAUAGAGCUUUCGCUGGUACCAAACAAUACCAUCACGUCAGCUCUUGUUUGGAUAUAUAUUUUUUAAAGGCAUCUUUGACCUUUUAUCCAGCUGAAACAGACAAAAUAAAAGUGUGUGACCUGAAAAUAACAAAUGAUCCUCCUGAUGUAAGAUCAUACGUCCAGAAAUGUCUAUGUUUCAAUCUUCUAAAGAACGUAAUUACUGCUUUAUUCUUAAUUGUCACUCAGCUGUGUUAUUCUGAUAGGGCAAAACUAGGAUGACCAUAUUUGACUUCCAAAAAAGAGAACACGACUAGUCACAGAGUCGCACACAGGUAAUUUUGAGAGUUUUUCGGGUUGGAUCAAGUGUCUUUUACACACUUCUAACUCAGUAAGUCCACGUGACACAAACUCGAAACUUUCGUACAUUUGAAGGAUUUUAUAAACUUUCCUGGACAAAGCCGGACAAGCCCGGACAGCCCCCCAAAAAAGAGGACAUGUCCAGGUAAAAGAGGACAUAUGGUCACCCUAGCCAAAACUUAACAGUGAGAUGCCAGGGACAACGAGAUCAUACAUGGCAAGUCAUGAAGAACACAAAACUUAAAAUUCGUGGGAGUGGCUGACCAUACACCAACAGGGAAAAGAAGACAAGAGGAAGAAAGUCAUGUCGAAAUUUUGGCAGAUAUUAAAAUAGACAGGAAGCAGAAGAAAGAGACGUCAAACAAACUGAUGAAAGCAGUUACAGAAUAACCACAAACUUGAACGUGAUACGAGGUUUGACAGAGUCACGAGACGGUGAAAAGGUCGAGUCUACCGCAAAUAAUUUGCAAUGCUUAUGCAAAAUUCAUGUGUCAUGUGUCAGUUUUUUAACAAAGAUGCAAAAAUUGGCAAUCACAUUAUCUCUGCACAAUCCAUUUGAGCGCUACAUCUUAAGUUGUGGAUGAGUGAGCUGUAAGAAAGUUACUUACCAGCAGGUGGAUACAAAAGAUUCGAGGGCCUUUCUCUGUUUGACGUUGUCGGACAAAGCGAGAACUUUAAAGACGUCUCUAUCCCUCUGGAAAACAAAUGCUUUGUAUAACUGAUACGUUCAUCAGAAAUAGUUAUCAACACAUCAAUUGUUGUUAAAUUUACACUGUUUUAGGGAGGAGUGAGACAAAAGAUUGACAGACUUCACUUUUGUCCUUUUUGGUAAAUUUUGGACAUUUUAUGGAUUAAAUUAUAAAUCAAAUACUCACAAAAAAAUCUAAUUGAACAGCAGCAUGUUUGUUUCAGUCUGUCCCAGACACACACACAUAUGAAUAGACACACUGGCACACACACAGAUGUGUAAACACACAUUGGGUUUUGGUUAGACGUGUGGUCUGGACAGGAAAGGGCCGGGGCCGACACACUCAGCAGGACAUGGACCUCAGGCACUCUAAACCACACACACAAACGCACACACACACACACACACACACACACACACACACACACUCUGCCAGGCCGUCCUUACCCACCUAUCCUGUUGCAGUGGGGGGUCGGAACCAGCUCAACACACACACACACACACACACACACACACACACACACAUAUCCCCAUAUUCAAACACACACUUUGAGUUGGCGGAAACUGGCAGUGACAUGCUGUCGGGCAGCUCCGGCUCGCUACUCUGAGGUUGGGCUGAGCCAUCUAUCAUAGAGCUAAAACACCGAAACCAGAGACAUGAGUGACAGGGGAUCUCACACACACACACACACACACACACACACACACACACACACACACGCACACACACACACACAGAAGAGGAGGACGUAUGUAAGUAUUCCCACAAACAACACUCAAAGUAAGCAACACGCCACUUUUCACAACAUUGCCUGUCUAUGAUAAACUCUCGAUGUCAGCGAAAAACUCAUGUGACACUUCGAUCAGAUUUCAAACAUUCAAAACGCUAACUCAGCUGAAAUACUUACCUUAAAUUGAACAUAGUUAGGUAAACAAACUAAACAGGAUCUCAUAAAUUAGCACCACACUUGGGUCAGUUUUUCUGCUUUGUCACUAUCAGGGUCUGAAGCUUUCUUUUCCAAUUUUUUGUCUUACACGACAUCGUGCCCCAGAGUGAGUUUUUUGUAACUCUACGCCAUUUUCUGUGACAUAGCUUUAAGUUUUCGUGUCUUUUACCUCUACCGUCUCUCCCAACACUUGAGGGCGAUGUGGGCAAUGUUUCGAUGUGGGCUCAGAUGGCGAUCACUCCGCAUAUCAUCACUCAAGGAAGGGUGCAAGAGGCGAUCCUCGUGUAGAAUCAUCAGGGCUGAUACUGAUAUUGUCCGGCCCUGCUUCUCCUUUAAAAGAAGGAGCUUACAAUACUGCCGCUUCACAUUUACUGGCAUGAUCCAGACUGAGGAAAGAUGUGGCUGGUCCGACCCUGAUGGUUCCAGAUGACGCCGUGUUUAAUCACUUGCGAAGGAAAACUAGGAGCAGAUUGAACAGUCUGGGGUCAGGAUAAACCCACGAGUGAGGCCUAUCACGCAGGUGGGCAUGGAUUUAGGUUUUCAGUGCUGCACCAACAUGUGGAGGAUUAGUUUACUAGCAAUAGUCUUGAAGAAAGAAGUCUAUGCCGUGGAUUACAACAAAUCUACAAAAGCUGUUCGAUCAUGCUCAAGUUGUCUGUGAUCCAUCUUCCCAAGAGCAGGUUUGGAUCCUUCCUUUUCCCCAGGUAAACAGCCUCAGUGUUGACACCUUUAGUAACUGUGAUACAGCAGUAACCAGCUUUUCAGUUUCAUCUUAUCAGAGUGAAGUCAUUCAGGAUUAGGGGUGGAAGAAAAAAUUGAUACAGCAUCGUGUCGCGAUAUUUUGUCUGGUGAUUUAUCGUAUUGUCUCAUUUACCAAGUAUCGAUUUCUUCCAAUUAAUUCCUAAUAUGGAGUCAAAUCUAUGAUACUGGAAAAAUAAAAUCAACUGUUUGUCCAGUGAGGUUUGCUGAGGGGACAUCAUAGAGCAGGAGAAAGUUAGUACAACAAAUAUAUAUAAUGAGGUUUGCAAGAUGUGCUACAUGAAAAUACACUGUGUAAAUAAGACAAACAUAAAGGAAAGACAAAUGCUAAAUUAGCUAAACAGUUGGAAAAAUUGUAUAAAUCACUAUAGAAUGUAUCGCAAUACUUACUGUAUUGCAAAAUGUCAAAAAUUGCAAUAAUAUCAAAUCGUGACCCAAGUAUCAUUAUAAUAUCGUAUCAUGGCCCAAGCAUCUUGAUAAUAUUGCAUCUUGGCUUUAGUAUGAUGAUAAUAUCAUAUCGUGACCCAAGUAUCGUGAUAAUAUAGUAUCGUGACCCAAGUAUCAUGAUAUUAGCAUAUCGUGACUCAAGUAUCGCGAGACUAUUGUAUCGUGGCCCAAGCAUUGUGCUAAUAUAGUAUCGUGACUCAAGUAUCGUGAUAAUAUAGUAUCGUGACCCAAGUAUCAUGAUAUUAGCAUAUCGUGACCCAAGUAUCGUGAUAUUGUAUUGUGACCCAAGUAUCGUGAUAAUAUCGUAUCAUGGGGCCACUAGUGAUUCCCAUCCCUAUUCAUGAUUGACACAUACUUGCCUGCUGUAGUGCUGGGUCCGAGUCAAGUAAUGCAAAAAAGUCAAACUAAUGUUUAGCAGUUGACAGAUAUGUACCUUGGUCUGAGAAUGAAAACGCACAAACGCUUUCCAACACUUAACGUUUGCUGUUAAUUUUCCUUCUACACCAUCAGUGAUCCUUCUCUUAUAAUUGAUCAACAAUCUACCAGUCAGUGUCCCAGUUCAUCUGUAAAACAUCCCUGUGAAUGGUACAAACCAACAUUUCCCGACUAAAUCUCGUUCUCUGAAGGCCUCACUCUCUCUGAACCCGAGCCGGAUAGAUUAAUAGGCGUUUGGCCCUCAUUUGGACUGGUAGAAAAGUGGCCAGUUUAAGAGCUGCUACUGUAUUUUAAACGCCACGGGUGUUAAAGAGACUGAUGUGCCUGGUGCAGGAGGCAGAAAUGGUGACCCUCCCUCCCGCCUGAGUUGGUUUAAAGCCCAAAUGGGAGUCUCAGAGAGAAGAGAAGGAAGAACGGAGGAGGAAGAGGGAGGAGGGAGGAAUAAAUCUGCGUGGCGGCGGGAAUCGAUCGUUUCUCCCUCCCUUCCCGCGCUAUCUCAUCUGCGGGGGCUGAGAGAGGCAGAGCGGUUUAAACGAUCCUGACCUUGUCCGACAUAAAUAGUCAGAAAAGUCCACGGAGCAGAUAGCUUUGUGUAAGGAUGGGGGAGGGAGAGGGGGGAGGAAAAAAGAGGAAGCAUUGAGAUAAGAAAAGAAGGAGGGGGUGAAUGAGAUAAUGCUUCGCCGUUACUACAUCAGAGUCCAGCCGACGCCGUGGGAAACAGCCUCGGCCUGGCUUCCUGUCUUCCCUCCUUUGGUCGCUAUCUUUCCCUCUUUUUCCCUCUCUGAUCAGAAAAAGAGUUGAAAGUGAAGAGGGAGAAGAGGAGGAGGAAGAGGUUUUAGCUCUCGUCUCUUUUCUUCUGAUUAACAUGGAGACGGAUGGAGGAAAGAAGGAAGCCCAUUUGUAACCAUGAACACCUGUUCUACCCACCUGAAGAAGACAGAAGUGUUUCAGAGGAAGAGAAGAAAAACUCUUGUGCAGAAUUAAGAGAUGAACACAUGCAGAGAGGAGAUCUAAAAGUAAAAUACAUAACAAGAACCAAAACUUACAUAAACGAUUAACCAGGAUGGAGGAAGGUGAAAAGUGGACUCAGUGCAGAAGAGGACUCAGGUUGAUGAUCACUGCAGACUUCAGCCUGGUGUGGACUGCUGGUAUAUUUUGUCACCAAGUCUCACUUGUGACAGCAGGUAGAAUAUCUCAGUUCAUGGACAUUAACUUGGAGUUUACACACCUGUGCUGCCAGGUAACUUAGGAUCCUCUGGAGACUUUGUUUAAUAACGGUGUCCACUUAAGUCCACAGUGGCACGUUAUCAGGAGUGUCAGUGUUGCAGAUUUCUUGGGAAAAUACUUGAUUAAUUCUUCUGAGUCUGGAGUGGUGAUCAUAGUCAUGUGUCUUAAAAUCUAAGACUAGGAUUAAAGCUCCUGUAACUGUCUUCACACACCAAAGUCAUUCGCGCGAAUGAAUUACAUGUUAAGUCAAUGCAAAGACGCGAUUAGACACUAUAGCAACUCUGGCGGCGUGAAUGACGCGAAUCAGGCGAAUCUUAACUUGAGAGGAUAUUCGUGUCACAAUAACCACUCAGCAUGAAGGUUUCCAGAUGAUGUAUGAAAACGGACGGUUGUUCACUCGUAUCUAAAAUGGAAGACAAAACUGAUCGUGUCGGUGUGUGGGUUCCCCGAAUUACAUGAUACCUUUACUUUUGAUAACCGCAACCGGAAUAAAAAGGAGAAAGUGAGUGAGGAGGUCGGAUUACCUGGUAAAUUGUAAAAAAUAUGUUUAUGUUGAAAUUAUCGCUGACGCGCAAAUGAAGCAAGUAAAUACUAUUCAUUCACGCAUCUAGAUUUGCGCAAAUUAAGCGUGUAGAUGAUUUUACUCGCGCUUGGUGUGAGCGACCCGUUAGAGACUCUGUGUUUAUUUUGGUGCCCUCUGUGGACAAAGUGCAGACAAAAAAAAAAUCUUAUCCUGCUCUUUUAACUCACAAAAAUAACUUUUAUCUUUAAUAUUUGCUGAUGGAAAAGUUCAUAAAGAAUCGUUUUUACCAUGCCACAAAUUGCCUGAUCCGACACCUACCCCCUCAGAUCAGUUACAGGAGUUAAAAGUUAAACAUGAAAUUUUUUUUAUUUUUGUUCAUGGUUUUGUUUGCAUCUGUUGGUCAUAAAAGGCAUCAUUUUUCUUUUAAGUCUGGUCAAAAAAACUCUUCAGAGGAGCUUUAAUACCCGCACAAUUGAAUCAAGUCCAAGUCAUACUAGAGUAAAAUAAAAGGACAGGUAGGGAAAUAUGAAGGAGGUAAGAGGAAGGGGAAGAGUUGAGAUUGAAGAAGAAAUGGAGGACACACUCCUCUGUAUGAAGCUCUCAUCUCUCAGUGAUUAGCAUGCAGACGGAUGGAGGGAUGGAGGAAGUCAAUUGGCUCCCGUGAAGAAGACGUGAGUGUUCUAAAGUAAGAAAGGAGCUCUUUUGUGCGUCGCCUUUUCUUCUGAGUGUAACGCUGCUGUACCUGACGGUGGUUUGUGCCCCGGGUAAAGGCAGAAAUCUCUGCCUCCAUUGUCACCUGUUCCUCUAAUCAUUUUCCGCCCUUCAUGCCACAAUGGAGGAGGGCGAUAACGAUAACGAGGUGAAGCUAAUACAGAGCGCCGUCUGGGCCCCUGAACACAAUGUUCAGAUGUCUUCACUCCUCCACACACACUCUCACACACACUUUUAUACCUUUACACACUCUUUAAUGCAGAAAUGUAUGCACAUGCUCACACACAUCCAGCCUUUUUUCUUCAGGCACUCACGCGCAAAUGUUUGAGCUAUUUAAUUUCCAAAUCACUGUCUCGUUACUUUCACAGUUUCAUCGUGAAACAUAAUAACAGAAGAAUGAGAGUUUGGCGUGUUUUUUUUUUCUUUUCUGCUUUGUCAGAAAUAGUCUGGUUAGUGGCUUACAACCUGCUGCUGGUGUGAAUACGAGUGUUGGGCCAAAAAAUGGAAAGACAACGAGCUCAACAUUGAAUAUGAGUCGGGUGGUAUUAGAUUUAUGUUUUACGACAGGAGUGUUCUUGCAGAGGUGGCGUGCUAAGACUUUUUUCACAGGGGUGGCAUGAAGUAUGAGUGCAGAAAUGAACACAUUAACAACGGUAAUUUACUGUUUUUUUGUCUGAUCAAUUCUACCGAAACUGCUAACAUUUAAGUAUCACACAGAUGUUUUAUAAGUGCAUAUAAGUUUUUUUUAAACUCUAAAAGUAGAGGCGACAUUGAAAUCUUCUUUGCUGGAUGUUUUUGGAUCCAAACCAAAAAUUUAUUCAAAACCAUAAACUUAAAGUCCUUUUACAGUAAGGCAGUGGUUUUCUACAUUUUUGAGGGCCAACAUAGGAAAACAGGCUUGAAGCAAAUGCAAAGACAUCCAGUGGAAAUCCAUUGCAACAGUGUCCAAAUACGUUGUUGAACUUUAACACGUUUUCUGUCUUUUUGAAGGUUUUUAUUUGCCUCGCUACUCCUGGCUACACCACUGGAUUCGCCCCUGAAGUUAAGGACAACUUGCUGCUUUGUCAUCACCUUCAAUGAGCCCGAUCUGAUAUUUGGACCAGAUAUCGGCUCCAAUAUUGACAAAUUAACUGGAUCGGAUAUCUGAUGAAUGAUGCCGAGCCAGCGUUCCGAUCCAGUCUUUUUUUUCUUCUUUUGAUUAAUAUCACACACGCCAACACAGC